GCUAAGUCGUCUCGGGAGGGUAGCAAGUCGGCAGAAGAGGCUUUGGCGGCGGCGGAAGACAUGGACAACGCAGGGAAAGAGCGAGAAGCGGUCCAGCUUAUGGCGGAGGCUGAGAAGCGAGUGAAGGCCUCCCACUCCUUCCUCCGAGGGUUGUUUGGUGGAAACACAAGAAUAGAAGAGGCAUGUGAAAUGUAUACCAGAGCCGCAAAUAUGUUCAAGAUGGCCAAGAACUGGAGUGCUGCAGGAAAUGCAUUUUGUCAAGCCGCCAAGCUCCACAUGCAGCUUCAGAGCAAACAUGACUCUGCUACCAGCUUUGUGGAUGCUGGAAAUGCUUACAAGAAGGCAGACCCUCAAGAGGCUAUCAACUGCUUAAAUGCAGCCAUCGACAUUUACACAGACAUGGGAAGGUUUACAAUCGCGGCCAAGCACCACAUCACCAUUGCUGAGAUCUAUGAGACUGAGCUGGUGGACAUCGAGAAGGCUAUUGCACAUUAUGAACAAUCUGCUGAUUAUUACAAAGGAGAAGAAUCUAACAGCUCUGCUAACAAGUGUCUGCUGAAGGUGGCAGCCUAUGCUGCACAGCUGGAGCAGUACCAGAAAGCCAUUGAGAUCUACGAGCAGGUAGGAGCAAACACUAUGGAUAACCCCUUGUUGAAAUACAGUGCAAAGGAUUACUUCUUCAAGGCAGCACUCUGUCACUUUAUAGUGGAUGAGCUGAAUGCCAAGCUUGCUCUUGAGAAAUACGAGGAAAUGUUUCCAGCAUUUACUGACUCCAGAGAAUGUAAAUUAUUGAAAAAACUUUUAGAAGCUCAUGAAGAACAGAACAGUGAAGCUUACACUGAAGCUGUGAAGGAGUUUGACUCAAUAUCACGCUUGGAUCAGUGGCUGACUACCAUGUUGCUUCGUAUCAAGAAGUCCAUCCAAGGGGAUGGAGAAGGAGAUGGAGACCUCAAGUGAAGCGCUGACAUCUUUGUGGCAUGCAGCUCAUUCCUUUUUAGUUUUGUCUUCGGGCAAAGCUGUCUUUCUGGGAUGCCCAUUUAAUGACUUAACUUUGUUGUAAAUAAGCCACACGGUUUAUGUACUGCUUUAGCUCGCUAUGUCUGUGUUACUGUGUGAGAAUGGGAGGCUUCCAUUCAGUUGGUGGUUAUGACAACCAAAGUAUAUCAUGCUUAUUAUCCCAGUCUGCAGUUUUCUGAGAAGUACUGCCUAAUCUUAUUCCUAUUCUUCCGAUAUUUUUAGGGCUCAUGUUUUAAUGUUGCCACGUGUUUUGUGUUUUCUUUUUUCUUGAACUCUAGUACUCAACCCAGUUUUAUAGAUGCUUUGCAGAGACCAUGUGCAUUGGUAUCUGGAUGGACCUUUUGUAGAAGUGGCUUAGUUUAGGGUGAUUCUUAGGGAUAAGUUUGUAAUUCAGUAGAAACGGUUUGGCUUUCUUUUAUAGUUAUUUUGAUGGUGCUAGUGAUGAAUUCAUUUGCUUUUUAUUUUGCUCCUUAUGUUCACAUGUGCAUGGCAAACACUGAGAACAGCUGGUAUCUGUUAGGAUUGCUUGCAUCAUAAAGGGAGCUUGCUGGCAGCUCCUGUGACCCUGUUUCUUAUGUGAAUGGAUGUCAAAGUGGGUUUCGUUGGCUUGGUUUUUUGUUUUUAACUUACACAGGUACAUGUGUGCAUGUACACACUCACACAAAACCUAGGAGAAAUGAAAUUUCCCCCUUCCCUAGUGAGAAUUUCCACUUUUAGUUGUAAUGGAAAUCCUUUCAUAUUUGCAUAGAAACAAUGUAACUGGCAUCUCCUUUAUUCACACAUUGAUGUAGUCGACACUGUCUUCUGGGACACAGUCAUGCCAAGUUUGAGCUGAACUAGACAAAAGAUUCCAUCUGAAGCUUGAGAAUGUGUGUGGCUAAGUGUCCAUUUGGGGGACAUGGUGAAUAAGUGACAUCAGUAUGACCAAGAGUUUAUGUAGGCCUGGUUAGAUAAGAACCUCACCUGUGUCCAGGGGUUCCUGGUUUAUUUCUUAGCUGAUGGAGUGAUUUCACUUGUGUGUAUGAACUCUCUUGGCCUAUUUGGUUCACGUACGAUGUAUGUAUGCUCUGUUACUUCAGAUUUGACCCUCCCUGCUACUUUAUAUGCUGAUACAGUGCUGUAGACAUGGCCUUGCUUCCUGAGUCUCCUGUGAAUAUUUUUAUGCUGAGAUGAUUUGUGCUUGAUGCGCAUGUGUUACUAGACAUAGUCCUUAUGUGCUGCUGUCCUGUUUCAGACAAUGAAGCUCCCAGUUAACCAGGGAGAAAGUGGCACUGGAAUGGUGUUUUCAUCUUUGCAUGGCCCUAGACUAGGGUGGGUGGUUCUUAACUGUGCCCUAGAGUGGCUGUGCCCAGGCCAAGGGUUGAAUGAGAAGAGUUUGGGGACUGAUGAGAAAGUCAGAUAUUUCAGAAGUGAAAGAAAGUAGCAGGAGGGGGCUAGAGAGAUGGUUCCUCUGCCAGGGGGACCCAGUUUGAUUCCCAGAACCCAAGUUGGGUGGCUCAAAACCGCCUAUAAUUCCAGUUCCCCCAGGAGUUCCAGAACCCUCUGCUGCCCUCCACAAGCACAUGCACACAGAUAAACACAGACAGAAAAAUGGAUAUGGACGUAUGUGCAAGUAAAUACCCAUAAGUGUAAAAUAAUCUUUUUAUCAUUGAUUUUAAAAAGAAACAAAGUAGCAGGGGAUGAUGUUGAAAUUGGUCCCAUGAGGACAGGUAUUAGGUAUCUGUCAGGCCCCUGUCAUGGUGGUAACAGGGAAUGUACGUAGGCCUUUGAGAGGCCUUUGCAUAUCUGAAAAAGAGGGAAUGUGCUCUAGAAUCUGAUGAGGAUUCCCUUUUUCCUUCAAUGCCUUUUGGGGUUUCUGAAUGAUAGCUGCUGUACCAAAGGUAAAAUUUGCUGUGGAGCCUCGUUGAUCUUUCCUGACUCCAUUGGAAUCUCUAAUGUAAAGGUGAACAGAGAGAGAGAGAGAGAGUUAUUAGGGCUGGAGAGAUACCUUAUCUGCUCUUCCAGAAGAUUCGGAGUUGAAGUCCCAGCCCUCACGUGGGGGCUUCACAGUUACCUGUAACUCCAGUGCUAAGGGAUCUGCCAUCCUCUUUUUGCCUCCACUUGCACCUGGCAUGCAUGUGUUAUACAGACAUACAUGCAGAUAAAACACACAUACACUUAAAAUUUAAAACUGGUUUAUAGAAAACUAAGUUACUGCUUUAUUCACAACCAGCCACAGGCAGCUAUGGAAGUGACCAUGGAAAUGGCUCUAAGUCAGUUCCAGUACAUGAACAUUUGAACACUGGCCAGCCUCUGUACUCUACCCUCACUAGUUCAGUCUUCUGGUGUGGCCAUUUAAAAUGAAACCCACAUGGUAUCUUGUAGGAUAGUUUGCCUUACCUCAUGAGUCCCUAGCACACCUAUCUGAAGAAGUGCUGGGCAUUUAGAGUAGUGUUUGUAUUACUUUGGUGUUUCUUUCAAUCAGUUAUAUGCUUUUACUGAAGUUAAGUGCUGGAGCAGGGAUCAGGAACACUUGUGUAUCUCAAAAAAAAAAAAAAAAAAAAGGAAAGGCUGAGAUCUAAGAUCAGUCAGUGCUUGGGUUAUUUUUGUCCCAGCAUUUGGGAGGCAGAGGAGUAGCAAAACCAAAUAACAAAUACCAAGAACAGAUCUGGUAGAAGAUAAGAGAAUGAGGCAAAUGUCCAGACAGAGGUUUGCAGGCUUACAUCCUCCAGAUUGUCCUGUGGACAUGGGUAGGGCAUUGUCUCAGUGUGCCUAGCUUCAGGCUUUCACAAUGUCUAGAAUAUUAGGAACAAAACACAGCGAUUGUUUGUUAUAGUUAUUAUAUUUGAGUGUGCCUGGGGAUAGUUCAUAGUUAUGUCAGUUGAAAUUUCUUACAGAAAAGCUUUUC
Messenger RNA from Psammomys obesus (fat sand rat), 3904 nucleotides. RefSeq names its product NSF attachment protein beta (gene Napb). Gene Ontology annotation, cellular component: synaptobrevin 2-SNAP-25-syntaxin-1a complex; terminal bouton; vacuolar membrane. The coding region runs from base 61 to 957 and encodes 298 amino acids. Gene Ontology annotation, biological process: intracellular protein transport; SNARE complex disassembly; synaptic transmission, glutamatergic. The record is from RefSeq and is a predicted model, not a curated record. Gene Ontology annotation, molecular function: syntaxin binding; soluble NSF attachment protein activity. The transcript has 11 exons. NCBI's taxonomy places the organism in Eukaryota, Metazoa, Chordata, Mammalia, Rodentia, Muridae.